UGACCUGCCAAAGGAGUCGAGGAGAAUGGAGGUUUACCGAUGCUUGUAGCUUUGCCCAGCUUAUAAUCAACUCAACGCGCUGCCUGUUGACGCCUCCAUCCGGAUCUGCAUUCACCCCAGUUUUCAGUUUCGACCAUAAGCAUCAACUUCCUUGAACCUUGCCACAAGGAUACCAUCCACAAAUUACAAUACCUCAUACUGCUAAUUAACUCCAAAACAGUUUGACAAAAAAGCAAAUAACCAAAAAAACUAACAAUGUACAUUUUUAACCUUCCCAGCACAGUCAUCAUCUUCUCCAUAUCACACACCCUCAUCCAUUCCGCAUUCGCAACCCCCGUCCCACGACUGCAGGUUUCUCCAACGGAAUUCGACCAGUUUGGAUAUGAACUACCCCAACAGAAGAUGGCGACGGGUGCCAACCCCAGCGGAUUGAGGCAGCCGGCGGUUUCCAACCUUGCAGGCGGCGUCGUCAACAAGCAACAGCCCGGACUGACCACGGCAUCAGGCGCGAUGCAGCGACCAGCCGCCCAGAUCAAGCCGCCACCAGCCGGUCCACAGUCCCAAAAGACGACGACGACCACGGGAACUGCAAGCGGCGGCAUGCCGUCCCAGCCGCUGCCGGCGACCGGGCUCACCGACGUGACUAGUCUGCGCAAGGAGCUGGUCAUCGACCCCGGCAUCUUCAAGUCGCUGUUCUACCACCCCGGCCCCAAGGAGAUGCUCGGGGAAAUGCCCGUAAUGUUCAUCACCCACAUCCGGGGCUUCGAGCCCGACAAGGCCUUCUCGGACGCGGCCGUCUUGAUGACCAACGACCAGGUGGUGAACAAGUUCAGAGGGCCCGACUUUGGCCUCCCCGCAACCAUCAUUCCCAAGCUCAAGUACUACAAAAUCGAAACGUCUACGGCGCCCCCGAGUGCCGGGAGCGUAAAGGCAAAAACCGUGUACGCUUUGGUGGAUCUGGAGAGCCAUAUGCGCAAGGUGAUAGGCGCCGAACUUCCCCUCGUCUCCGAGGAUAUUGUCAUCGCCAGCGAUAUGACCUUGGUCGAUGUCGAAUACAAGGCUGACACCAUGGGUAAGCUGGUUGGCGACAUGAGUCGGGGCAUAAAAAAGGGGCUACAGCCUGGAAUGUAGACGGAUAGAGUCACGUCGAAUGAUCAACUGCCUUCAUGUCAUGAGAAAAGCUGGAGCCUGAUAUUAUUUACUAACUUAAUUAGUCAAGCAAAUGAAAGGUGAUUUGCCAGCCUUUUUAUUUGCAGUCGC
Messenger RNA from Pyricularia oryzae 70-15, 1260 nucleotides. RefSeq lists its product as uncharacterized. The record is from RefSeq and is a predicted model, not a curated record. The coding region runs from base 256 to 1131 and encodes 291 amino acids. The transcript has a single exon. Lineage: Eukaryota; Fungi; Ascomycota; Sordariomycetes; Magnaporthales; Pyriculariaceae.